Protopolystoma xenopodis is the source of this 255-nucleotide messenger RNA. The record is from the annotation of a GenBank genome assembly. Lineage: Eukaryota; Metazoa; Platyhelminthes; Monogenea; Polystomatidea; Polystomatidae.
AUGGGCAAGGCCUACCACGACAUGACUUCAUCCGGUGACGUGUCUGUCUUCCCGCCUGGGAUCGCUAAGCAUGCCAACAGUUGGGAUUUAAGGCGGGACGAAAUGAAGGUAGAUUUGGCUAUUCAUUAUGAUGCAGAUAUACCAACUUUCCAUCUCUUCCGAAUUCCAUCACUAUUUGUGUCUUCCACCAAUUGCAGUACAGAUUUUGACCCAGAACAUGUCUUUCCAUCGCAAGCUGUUCAGUCAUACGAAUAA